AAUGGCGUGGAUAGAGAGGUGGCAGAGAUGGGAGGGAGAGAGAGGAGAAUUAAAAAGAGGGGGAAGAAGGGGUUGGAAGAGGUGGAUUGGUGGAGAGUGAAAGAUUUUAAGUUAAGCAGUCACGAUGAUUACAAGUGUUUCCGUUGGUGGAUUUUGAAUAGUUCAUCAGAACCCACUUCAAAACUCGCAACGGUAAUUAACUGCCUCUCGUGCCUCUUACCUCCUUAUAUAAUCCCCAUGCAAUCGGAUAUUUCUUUUCACAGUUUUUAUCGUUAUUUCCUGUUACCGACAAAUUGUGUCUGUUCCGGUAGCGGCGCUGUCUCUUUGGCGCCGCUACUACACAACACAUAUCCAUUUCCCCACCGAAGCAACAAAGUUGAUUACUGUGUCUCCAAUCCACCGUGA
Sphenostylis stenocarpa is the source of this 405-nucleotide messenger RNA. NCBI's taxonomy places the organism in Eukaryota, Viridiplantae, Streptophyta, Magnoliopsida, Fabales, Fabaceae. The record is from the annotation of a GenBank genome assembly.